Molecule: messenger RNA, 1710 nt
Organism: Coprinopsis cinerea okayama7#130
Lineage: Eukaryota; Fungi; Basidiomycota; Agaricomycetes; Agaricales; Psathyrellaceae
Exons: 1
Coding region: 1-1710 (569 amino acids)
Source: RefSeq, a predicted model, not a curated record
AUGUCAAAUUACAAGCGCAACUUUGACGUUCUAAUCGACUCUCAGGUGAACGAUGGCAGGGAGCAGGGAUCUCAGCUAGAGCACGAUGAGAACCCUCCGAAGAGACUGCGACCUACCGAGGACGAAGGCGACGCUAGCGAUGAGUCGACCUUGGAGGUCACAACAAGAGCCAGUCACAGCGUACGCAUGUGUUCCAGCGCCCCUGAAAUGGUCAUGGCCUCUUCCAAUAGCGACAACAACAUUUCGACACUCUGCCCUGACAUCCUUGAACGCAUCCUCGGCUACCUGGUAGACGAGGUGGUGUACUCAUCCCCCUUUGGACCACUGCCGGAUCAACAUGACGGUCUCAUGCAACUCCUCGCCUUUUCUUCAGUCUGUGCUACAUGGAGGAACACCGCGCUCAACUCUGCGGUUGUGUGGGCCAAAGUUGCCGGAAGCUACACCGUCCGUCCGGAGCUCAUGAAGCUCAUUUUGGAGAGGUCUAAGGAGGCUCCGUUAUAUAUUUCCGCGGAUGUUGAACGGAUUCGCUUUCAUGCAGUUCUCUCGACCGAAUCUGAGGUUCAGGGGUUAUAUGCGAAAGAAAUCGCGAACAUGCGAGCAAUCUUCGCCCAUUCUGAGCGACUCAGGGAACUGAGGCUUGCCCUUUCGCCUGUGGAGGACUCAGCGAACGCCCUAAACAACCUCCUCUCUCGACGCAUGGACUCUCUGAAGUACUUGUAUCUGUCGUUUCCCACACAUGAUACCGCACUCGUCUUGAACCCGACCAACCUCUUUGAUGGUUCGGCUGCGAUAUCGCUGAAGGAGCUUGCACUCCACAAUGUUUCCCUUCCUUCCUGUUAUUGGAAACAGAACGCUCUCGCGACCUUGGAUUUCCUCUGGCACGUGCCUCAGGUCUUUGACCAUGAUCCCACAACCAACCUCGCCUGGAUGGAACCCCUCAAAGUGCUUUCGUCCUUGAGAACUGUCGUCACGGGUUUCUUCCUCAUCGACCCCGAUACCACGAUAAACGAGGAUUACAUGGAUCGCGUAGAAGAAAUCGAACCAGUGUCCUUGAUUGGAGUUGAAACACUGGAGAUUCACGGUAACUUUCUUGGGGUUGUUGCUGCUCUGGCGCUCGUGGAAAUUCCUCCAUCAUGCACCACGAUCGUAAGGACCACCCUUUUAGACAUCUGGAGGGUGGAGGAAAGCAUUGGAGAAAGGACGUUUGCUCAACUGGAUAAGUUGUGGCCUGAAGGUGGUUGCAGUAUCGUCACGAUUGAAGUCUUGGAAAGCUACUUUGGGCUAACUGCUGUCAUCGAGGGGAAAACUGCUUCGCAGCUACUGAUCCUGAAAAACAGCCUAGGGGCGGAACAAGAGGAGGGUGUUGAGCAGGAUUUAGAGGGUGUCGAACAAGAUCCAGAGGAUGUCGAACAAAAAUGGGCGGCGAAAAUUUCGGCAAUCCUUGGAGGUCUCUCCAAAGGGCCUCGAUUCCGAGAAUUGUUCCAACCGAGCACACGAGGUACCGCUACCCUCCGGCUCGCUAUCGACUGCGACGUGAACCAGUUCAUUGAAGACGCACAACAUGAAGAUCUGAGAGACUUCUUCAAGCGGAUGGAAGGUACAUAUUUGCAACUAUGCACACCAGGGGCCCACGAGUUCGUCAUGAACGCUGGCAUAUCAAUUCAACAAUGCAUCGCUACUGCUGAAAUUGGCUCGUCUCCGGCCAACUAA